ACAAGUUAGUAUCGCAAUAACAGUCUCCGGAGUCCGGAGAAAUCUUGACAUAUUUCUGUUCUCGUUAAGUCUAAGGCGGUGUCUAACAAUUAAUUUGUAUUUUAACUGAAAUAAAAAAAAAAUAACGAUAUUUUUUUAUAUCAAUAAAUUUCAUUAGGAAACAAAUAAUGUGCAACUUAACUUGAAGAUUGACUAUCUGUUCUUGAAAGUGAUAUUUAAAGUGCGAAAAAAUCGCAGUUUCGUUUGGCAAGAUCGAUUCCAUUCCAAAAAGAGUAUUUUUAAAGUAACAGAAACAGAAAAAUGCCUUGCUCCGCAGUAACUCUAUCGAUAGCUACGAUAUCCGCCAUCAUUGCUAGUGCCCUGUUGGCGAUCGCAUUCUCAACAGAUAAUUGGUUAUUUUAUGAAGUAAAACGAAGUAAUAUUCAGGCGUUUGCUGGAAAGCAUCCAACAGACUCAGAGGCACUGCUUACUAGUAUGAAUACAAAAUACUACUACUAUACGAGAACAAGAGGAUUAUUCAGAGUAUGUUAUCCAAAGGAAAGACCACCAACCUCUGCAGUCCCAACAUACUUAUCGCCUGUUGAAACCCACUGCUCGAAUGUUGAUUAUUUCCCAAACAGUGAUGAAGAAAAAUCACGAAAUGAUGACGCUACUUCAAGAUUAAAUUUGCUGCGGUCUUGUGUAGCUUUGUUAAUCAUAAGCUUCAUCACUAUAUUUUGUGCGUUUUGGACUGGUCUAUCUGGGUGCUGGAAACGAUCAGCGGGUGCAAUCACAGCUACCGCAAUUUUACUUUUGGCAGCAUGUCUUUUAGCUGCUGGUGCCAUGGGCUUAUGGCAUACUGUUGAAUUCUUUGAAAAGGAGAAAGUCGUUGGUGAAGAUUACUAUCAACAGUGGAACACGGUUCUUAAGGACAAUACAAAAGUUUCAUACGACUGGUCAUAUGUUGUUGCAUGGGCUGGUGUAGGAUCAUGUUUGUUGGCUGCAAUUCUUCUUUCUGGUGCUGCCAUAUGUUUAAAGAGUGAACGCGAAAAGGAGGAACAACUGAAUUUACAAUAUUUGAUGCCAGUGUAUUCCCAAAAGCAGCCUCCUUACCCACCAUAUGCAGGCUAUCCCCAGCCUCAAAUUUACCCCGCUCCUUAUUAUCAUGGAUCACAAUAUGGACCUUACAACUAUUAAAAAAUAACCGAAAAUGGAGAGUAACUUAUCUGGACUUUUAUUAUCAUUUAAUUACGAAUUAUUAUUGAAAUUUUAACGAACAAAUACCAAGAACAGUGCAAAUAUGCAAUUCAGUUUUUAUUACAUGUAUUGGAUUUUGAUUUUAUCCAUUAAAAUAAACAGCAAAUUAACUUAACAAAAAAACAAUAUUCAACAUUCGAUUUCGAAUAAUAACUAUAAAUUGGAGUUAAGAGUGUACAGAAUUUGAAAUUAAUGAUAAUUUAAAAUAUCAUCAUAUAGUAUCAGUCAUCAAUCAAAAUAAUGUCAAGUAUUUUAUAAGAAACUUUAUUUUACAACGAAUUAAAUAUUUCACAUCGAUGCGUGUGUUCAUAAAAUAUAUUUUUUAUGUAUAGAUUCUAAGUAAAAAAACUAAGAUAUUAAUCCAUUAUAUUUCAAGUAGUCAAUUUAUUAUAUCAUUGAUUGUAUACAAAGUCACAAACUUGAAAAUUUUUAAAAACACUUUUGAAAUAUGCACUUUUCAAAAAAAUGAACAUAUUGUUUGUUAAGAAAAAAAAUAAAAUCGACCGAAGUUAUAGAAUAAUUUUAAAUCAAAAGUAAAUAAGUCAUGUACACGUCUUCCGAGAUAAAAAAGGUUCUUAAAUCUAGCGUAUAAUUAUUUGUAUUGUUUUAUAAUCUUUCCAUAUGUACAACAUUCGCAUAAUCUUCUUCAACAUUUGCAUCUUAUAUUCGCAUAGGUAUAUAUGGUUUUCAACUUUAUUGUAAUUUGAUUUCAAGAAGCUUAAAAUUGUACCUUCCUAAGUUACUUCUUUAUUCAAACCAAUUGAUAAUGUUUUUUAAUCAUUUGUCAGAUUUGUGGACUUCUAAUAAAAUUGUAUUUUGAUCCGUAUUGUAACGAUGAUCAUGAUACUAAUAAAAUCAUCACAGUACUAUAUAUAUCACAUAACUACUUCUAAGUUAAACAAAAAUAGGUGGUAUUUAUGCAUUAUUCAUACAAACAACAUUAAAUGACAUGAAUACUACUAAAAAGUUAAUUUUUUAAAUAAUAAAUUGUCACGUCAUUUAUAAUUUAUCGAAAUUUAAAUUACUUUUUUUGCAACCCAAUUUUCCCUGUUCAGAUAUUUGACAGUGUAAGCGCGCACUUUUAACAGUAGAUUAUCUUUAAUCUAUGUUAAAUUCAACUGGUAAAUAGUCGAAUAUAUUCGAGUCAUGGAAUUUGUUGUUAAAAUUUUAUCACGGAAAAGAAAAGGAUAUAAGCUAUCGAAAAUGAACAUUUAUGAUAAGAUGAUUUGAUUACCUAUGAAAAUAUGUAUUUGCCUUAGAUUGAAAAUAUGUGUGUUCUUUAUAUGGCUCGUUUUAUUUUUGCUUACUUCUACACAAGGAAUCACUUUUAUACAUAUAGCAAUAUUGUGCAUAAAUAGCUAUUAAAAUUAUUAUAAAUGUAAAUAUUUUGUAAUUUUUAAAUAAAAAUAUUAUUUAAGUACAA
Molecule: messenger RNA, 2659 nt
Organism: Eupeodes corollae
Lineage: Eukaryota; Metazoa; Arthropoda; Insecta; Diptera; Syrphidae
Exons: 6
Coding region: 301-1176 (291 amino acids)
Cellular component (GO): membrane
Source: RefSeq, a predicted model, not a curated record